This is a messenger RNA of Lichtheimia ornata, 4023 nucleotides long. RefSeq lists its product as uncharacterized. NCBI's taxonomy places the organism in Eukaryota, Fungi, Mucoromycota, Mucoromycetes, Mucorales, Lichtheimiaceae. Bases 1 to 4023 code for a protein of 1340 amino acids. The transcript has 14 exons. The record is from RefSeq and is a predicted model, not a curated record. Gene Ontology annotation, cellular component: TORC2 complex. Gene Ontology annotation, biological process: TORC2 signaling.
AUGGACACCGCCAUGUCAGCAUUGGAUCCACCUCCUCCACCUCCUCCACCACAACCGACCAUGCCUGAAAAACGGUCAUCCCAAGUCUUACGCGAGUUGGAUGAUCUGUUGGCCAAGCUCGACAAGGAAACCAAAAUGAAGCUCGGUGUGGAGAACAUGCUGGAAGUCUACAUGCAGGACAAGAAACGUACAAAGGACCUCGAGACCCAGUUGGAUACCUAUAACACAGCUAUUGGUGACACUGUUCAACGUAUUGAAUCGAUUCGUACCAACGCAGGUCCCUAUACAGCACAAGUGGCUCAACGACUCAAGGAAUUGAAUUAUGCUGGAAACGCCCUUUUCAUCAACUCCAUUGCAUCAUCCGCCCAGCAACGUUCUCGCACAAAGCCAAGAUCCAAUAGCUCGCCUAAUAUCAAAGCAAAGCAAAAAGCAUCUCAAGAAAAUACGUCGUUUCCAGAUGAUGAUGCUUGGCCUAUUGGGAAACGGUUACAUCAUAUCAUCACCCAGCUAAGGAUCGACGAAUGGAAAGCAGCAAAGCCUGGCACCUCGGCAGAUGCACUCGUCAUUAAGGAAUCAAAGCUGAGCAAGUUGGAUAUUCUGCUAAGGAUCCUGAAAAACACAGCAGACAUUGAUCCCCAUUAUCCAAAACAAAAUAUAAUGGCAUGUUUACGCCAAUGCAUCGCAAGCCCCAGUCGAGAAAUCCGUGUCAUGAGCUUACGUACCAUACGUCACUUGGUGGAAGGGCCUGAGGAUGUUGAAUUGAUGAUGAAGAUGCAAAUGGAUAUUUUUAUAGCUCGUGCUCUCUCACGAGAUUCCACCAAUAAUGAACCAGAACGAGAACAAGCGCUCAAACUCGUACGAGCAUUUAUCGACUAUGAAGGAUUACAAUACAUCAACCAGAAUGUGGUACGAGCAGUGGUUGCUAUUGCAGAGCAAACGGAUUGCCGCUUAAGAAAUGUAUCAUUGGAAACUUUGGCAGAACUUGCUAUCUUGGAUAUUGGUUUAACAGUACGCUCGGGUGGAUUACGAGUCCUUAUGCAAGCGUUAUUGGAUGGGCAAUUGAAUAUGACGGAGGUCCUCGUCAAUGCAUUGGUAUACAUCCUUGAUACGCCUGGCAGACGAUGCUUUUUGCGACCUGGUGUGGAACUUGAGAUCAUCAUUGCACCUUUUACGGAGACUGGCAAAGGACCAAACUAUGAAGAGCGGCUCAAGAACAGUGCACGUGUGGUCACCUUGCUUCUCAAGAGUUGGGCAGGCGCAUUUUUAAUGUGUGCCAAUAACAUGCGUGCUGCAAGAUCUGUUGUUCAAUCUCUACGAUUUCCUAUGCCAGAAACUCAGAAAAUCGUGCUGGACAUGUUUUUCAAUGUAUUCCGAGUGGAUUUACCCAAAGAUUAUCAAAACUUUUUAUCGGGUCGACAACAUGCAGUUCAUCUAGCACCCUCCAAUGGCAAUGAUGCCGACAAAGCAACAAUGCCACGAGGAGCACCACGAUCAGUAUUGACGGGAGGAAAUGAUAUCAUCAAAGGACUUGGAACAGGAGAAGCAUACUCAUCAUCAGAAGGAAAGCCAGGCGACAAAACGGCAGCCAACAAUGCUGAACGACUCAACAUGCUUGAUCAUCACCUAUGCAUCAUUCUCAUUAUAUUUAUCGAUGCGGAUAUCCUUAUGGCGUUAGUGGAUAUGGUCAAAUCGGAUGACAUUUAUAUUGCUCGAAAGGCCACACUCUUGAUUGGCGAGAUCCUACAACUAUCAACACGCUUGUUACCAAUCAUGAUGGGAAUUCAGGUUCAAUCUUUGCCAAAGCUAUUCGCCCUCGCAUCCAAUUUCGAAGAUGAGCAAGUCCGACACAAUGCCACAGCAGCUUUAGCUCAUAUUGAUCGGCUGACACGUGCACGGACUCGAUUGUAUGCAGCACCUUCUGUUGCUGAUUUACGGAGCAAAGAGGAACGCCUUGUCAAUGCAGCUCGAUCACAAGGAAAGGUGCUUGAAGUGAAGCUAAAGAUUGGAUAUACAAUUGAUGAUACGCACUUUCGACAAUUGUUGAUGGACAGCCAAGUAUUCAAUACCAAAGACUAUACCAAGUGGAGCUGGGAAAGUAUCUCGGAGCUGUUCCAGGGUCCUUUAUUGAAUCCACGGCGACUUGAAGAAGCCAUGCAUGGCAAAAAGUUUAUCAAGCGAUUGCUUUCAUUUUAUCGUCCUUUCGAACAUCGAUUCUCGGAUAUCAAUUGCAGCAAGGCGAACAUUGCUCGUUACUUGAAGAUCGGCUGCUUGCUUAUGCAGACAUUGUUAAGCAAUCCUGAUGGUGUACGUUAUCUUGCAGAAAACAAGCUACUGCUUCAAAUUGCGGAUGCAUUAAGCGAGCUUGAUCCAUUGAAAGGAGAUCCAGAAACCGAGCCCAUCUUUUCCAAAGAACGCAUGGAGAAUACGCUUAGCUGCGGCUACUUUACAUUGCUCGGUGUCCUUAGCAAACACAAGGAAGGCGUACGGCUUAUGGAACGAUUCAAGAUUUUCAGCUUGUUUUAUCAAUUAUCAGAAUUACGCAAUCGAGACGAUCUCAAAAUUGCCAUCAUCACCAACAUGGGCUAUUCACUCGAUGGUCACCCACGUGUAUUAUUAUCCAAAAUUAUGACCUCAGGCUAUAACCCGAUCCGUUUGUUUGCAACACAACACCUUGGGGUCAUCAUGCGUCGAUCUGAAAACGAGUAUAAUGGAUGGAUCAUUCGAUUAUUGAUGACACAGCUUUAUGACACACACUUGGACGUAUGCCAAAUGGCAGUCAACCUACUCGAUGAAGCAUGUGAAAAGCAAGCCAACCUGGAGCUCUUGGUCAAGUACCGACCCAGCCUUGGCCAUUUGGGUGAAAUUGGUAAUCCAUUGUUGUUAAGGUUCUUGUCGACGUCGACUGGUUUCCGAUACUUGUAUGCCCUCGGUUAUGUACAAAAAGAAAUGGAUGAUUGGUUUGAGUAUCGAAAUCAGCAAUAUGUCACUCAGCUGGAGCUGUCGCUGGCGAGAGCACUAGUCAAUACACCUGGGAAGAAACAACGCAAUCCUUUUGAAGAACGAAUCGAUAGUGAAAAUAAUUAUGAGAAUCUCCAAGCAGGAGAUGGAUUGACACCACCCCAUUUCUAUGGAGAGCUUACAAAGACCGAGGAAGGAUGCGCACUUUUACGUGACAAGGGUCAUUUCCAGUACUUUGUCGAUUACAUCCGCAAUUAUUCUCUUGAGAACCAAAACGUGGAAGUAUUUCAGCAAUUGAAAGCAGUGCUCUGGGCGGUUGGCAACAUUGGCUCCACCAAGAAUGGGUUGCCGUUUUUGGAAGAAGAGGACAUCAUCAAGGACAUUGUAAUGAUUGCUGAAAAUAGUGAAGUCCUCUCUCUCAAGGGCACGUGUUUUUAUGUUCUUGGUCUGAUUGCUAAGACACAACAAGGUGUAGAAAUACUUAGCGAGCUCAAUUGGGAAGGUGUCAUAUCUCCUAACGGUGCCCCUGAGGGUCUAUGUGUUCCACAAAAUCUUGCUCUUUUCCUUGCUAUCCCCAAUUGGGAAUAUACCCCUACACUUUCAGAUCCACCUGUUUUACCAAUCUCAAUCACCGACGAUCCCAUUAUUUCAGAUAUCCUCAAGAAUAUUGGUGACAUGAGUAAUCACAUUCUUGCUAAUGAAGCAUCGAAAAGUCUUGCAAGAUUACGACAGCGCCAUCCCGACUAUUUCAAACGCACCGAUUUGUUUUAUUGUGUAUGUCAAUAUUUGGGCAGUUACCAUUUCCGAGCACCCGUGCGAAAGUAUAUUCUCGAGAUCUUUGAUAUGCGAUUCACGACCGAGUUGCUAGAGGAGUUGGAUAACGUGGCGCAAAGACCUGCUACAACCAGCCAUAGUGACGACGACGAUGAAACUCAAAGCGAGGCACCUCCAUCACCUGACGACGACGACCGGCCUGAAAGGGAGCUGGAACCCGACAAGAAGGCUGUGCCCCAAGAAACAUUAGAACCCAAGUGUAAAAAAGUAGGCUUUGAUGUACCAAGUUGA